AUGUCCUUGUCUCGUGCUCACAGCUCCCCCCGAGGAAGGGACACCCCGGGCGCGGCGGCCCCGGCCGCGGUGCUGGCGCCGUCUGCGGCUCGGGCUCUGUCUCGGGCACCCUCGGCGCCGUCGGCCCCGGCCCCGGCCACCACCGGUGCCACGCUGCCACCCUCGCUGGGUCAUGCCUCGCCGGCCAUGGAUAGUCCUUCGGCUGGAGCGAGCCGUGCCUCGCCGAGCGCGCGAAUCCUCGAGCGCCGGCGCAACGAACAACGGGCCUCUGGCCGAGAGGACGCGGCGACCGCCCCGCGUAGCCGGACAGCGUCGGUGUCCGCAUCGCCGGUGGCUUCCUCCCCGAACGUCGGCCGGGAGAUGCCCCGGGCCGGGGGGGCCGCGUCCAAUGGCACGCGGUCGGCCUCCUCGGUGUCCGCCAUCGCGGGGAAGGACCGAACUGCUGCCCAGCUGAUCGACGGCAUGGCGGCCCUGGAGCUGGCGGCCGAGGGUCCGGACCGGGAUCGGGUGUCCUCGCCCGGGGCCGGGGGCGGCGGGUCCUCCGGCAUGCCGGCCUAUGUGAAUGGCUUCGGAUCGUACUCGACCAACUCGCUGCCCUUCCAGCCUAGCCCGAAUACCGGGGGCAACCGGUCUCCGGCGUCCGGCCAGUGCAUGAUCGCCUCGGCCGGGGGCGAGGCCUCGGAGCAAAUCCUCGACCCGGAGCUGAUCCAGCUGCGCAAUGUCUUCCGCAAUGUGGCUGUGGUGCUGGCCCGGCAUGUUCAUGGGGUCCGCGUGGCGGCAGCCGCCACGGCCGGCGAGGCGGUCCCGGCCGGCGGGGAGCGCCCGCCCGACUUGGGCAACCUGGAUAUCGUGCGCCGGAAAUUGGCCGAAGCCCUCGUGGCCACGUAUGGCCGGCUGGAGCAGGAGCUCAUCCUGCGGGCGAGCACCCGUCGGCAGCAGGCUCGCGAGGGCGAGGGCGGAACCCCGCCCCAUGGCUCCGGGGCAAGUGGCGGCCCCUCGGCCGAUCAGCUGGCCGACCUGACCACCACCGAUGAGUCGGGCGACCUGGUCGAGACGGAGUCCAUCGUGUCGACUCGGGGCAGCCGGCGGCGGACCGGCUCGGCCUCGCUCGAGGCCGACAUCAAUGUCGUGCGCGACCUCGACCGGCUGGCGUACGGCCUGCUGGGCCUGACGAACGCCGUGUCGAUUUUGCAGUCCUUCCACCGGCUGGUAUGGUGGCCCACCGGCGGGGAGUCCCAUCCGGGGGCCCGGUCGGCCGGUGGCAACAUGAUGACGGCCCCCAGCCCGCGCACCGCCCAAUCGAAGGCCAUGAAGGUGGCAAAGGCCCGGCGACUGGCCCAUUCGGCCAAGGUCCACGGUGUUCUCGGCGUCCUGGAGCAGUGGCUGCAUGGGGUGGCCUGUGUUGGGGCUGUGCGGAAGUUCCCCCCGCGCAAGGACCUCCUGGUGCCCAACAUCCUGCUGGUGCCGCUGGAGACCCUGCUCCCGGAGUACAUGGAGUCCAGCGACCUUGCCGGAGGAGCCGGCCAUGUGCGCUCGGCAGAAUCACCCUCCUCGGCCAGUGCAACGUCCCCGUUGGGGUCCGGUGGCGAGGGGCUCUUCUUGAGCGGCGGCGACCGGGCGCUAUUGUGCCGGUGCGAGCGCCGGCAGCGCCGCCGCGUUGUCGGUCCAGCUGUGGCAGACUCCAUGUUCCGGGAGCAAGGCCUGUCGGAGGAGUUCAUCGACCGUGAGAAUGAGGACUGGCCGAAGCACCCGACACGGCAGGCACGCCGGCUGCAGCGAGACUCGGCCCGAGUGAUUGCGGCCAUGUCGCGCGAGGUCCUCAGCCGGUAUAUGGCCGGAUCGCCGACCACCCCCGGUGGCAAUGCCGGCGGGUCCACCGGCCCGUCCCCUGGCGGGAGCCUUGCCGCCAGCCCGAUGCACGCCGGCCCGGAGGGCUCGGCCGCCCUGACCCCGGUGGGCCACGGCAUGUACAAGGCCUCGGCCAUGGACUUCUUGCCGAUGUUUGCCCACUCGCGCACCCCGUCCGGCAAUGGGAGCAGCACGGCCCCGUCGCCGGUCGAUGCGCAGGGGGCGCCCGGGCCGCUGGCCUCGCCGGCCUUUAGUUUCACCGCCUCGCCGACCAUCAAUGACUUCCCGAAGUUCGGCCGGGUGCUGUCCGGGGGGUAUUUCGACCUGCCGCCGGGUGGUGGGGCCGCCCCGGGCCAGGGCGCCAGCGGCGGCGCCGGCCUGCUCCCAGGAGGCGGGCCCCCCUCUCACUACGACGAUAGCAGCGAGUGCAGCGACGUCGGGAGUCUUGACGAUGGCGGUGGAGCCCUGGACACCCAUUACUCCGGCUCACUGGAGGACACCCAGUCCAUCAAGGGCCAGUGGGAUGACCAAGUGGACUCCAUGGUCUGA
Molecule: messenger RNA, 2397 nt
Organism: Fonticula alba
Lineage: Eukaryota; Rotosphaerida; Fonticulaceae
Exons: 3
Coding region: 1-2397 (798 amino acids)
Source: RefSeq, a predicted model, not a curated record